Messenger RNA from Clonostachys rhizophaga, 2337 nucleotides. The record is from the annotation of a GenBank genome assembly. NCBI's taxonomy places the organism in Eukaryota, Fungi, Ascomycota, Sordariomycetes, Hypocreales, Bionectriaceae.
AUGACAGGCGCUGCCCCAGGCGCUGGGCCGCCUCCGCCAUCCGAUGAUAUCGGAGGCGGCUCGGAGGAUGAGGGCCCUGUGAAGAAGCGUCUUCGAGUAUCUCGGGCUUGUGACCCGUGUCGUCGUCGAAAGGAACGCUGCGAUGGUUCACAACCCACAUGCCAACGAUGCAUCAAAGCCACGAGGCCUUGUUCUUAUAUCCCUUACCGGAAGCGAGGGCUCCGUACCGGCUAUGUCAGAGGCAUUGAGAUCCUCUUAGGGCUCCUCAUCCAUUCAUCCCCUGGUACCGAGGACCUCAUAUCCGCCGUACUUCGUCACAAGGCGAACCAAUCCGCGCCCUUGGGUCCUACUUCUGCCCCUCCGACCACAUCGCUGCUGAAGUCAUGGCGCAAGAGCACAGCGCAUGAGAUUCUCCAGGGAGCGCUCCUAUCUUCGGAUGAUGACGAGGAUGAAGAUGUGUACCUUCAGAACCUGGAUGACAAGCUCACAUCUACAUUCAACGCGCUGCCUCGCCAGUACCAAAAUGCUAGCUCUGGGGAUCUUUCAAAACCAGCUAACGUAAUCAGCCAUCUCCCGGAGAUUAUCUCACCUGUUGUUCCAUUACCAUUCCCUAAACAACCACAGCCUCCUGCUUUCGGUGACCUUAACCAAAAUGUCUUUUCUAUACCCACAUUGCCACCGAACUGGUCCCAGUUGGUUGAAAUAUACAUGACCAACACCCAUUGUUGGUUACCAAUAAUACAAAAGUACACAUUGUAUCGCUCCGCAAGCCUAUUAUGCGGUCCGGGAGGUCAAGGUCAAGGUCUGAAGCCAUCCUCAGGGGAAAUUUGUUCCCUCUGGGCCGUCCUUGCCUAUGGAUCACAUCAACUACUAGUUCUAGAUCCAUCCGUGACUCCUUCCGGAGCUUCAUUAUAUGCCCUGGCCAGGCAUAUGGCAAACCAGGGGCAAGUAGAAUACGAAGCUGGUCACGUGCACGCCCUCUUAACGUUAGCCCUGCUAGAGAUAAGCCAAAAGUCUUGGAUGAGUGCCUGGCUAUGUGUGGGCAGAGCAGUCUACAUUGCCUCUGGUCUCGGAAUUGUUCCUGCCAGACAAGGACCGAGUAUGCUUAAUUCCGACGAUAGUCGCCAAAGACUGGCCCUUGGCUGUUUUGUGCUUGACACACUGAUUGCUUCUCGGCUUGGUCUCCGUCCAUACCUACAACAGAACGACUUCUUUGAUCUUGGAACUCUCAGUAGCGAUGGGAUCGAGGAAUGGGAACUCUGGCGCCCCAUUACCAAUACGAACAUGCAACCAGCCUCCUUCUCUCCCGGGCCAAGCCGAGUUCUUAGUACAUUCAACCACUUAUGUUACAUUGUUGCUAUUCUUAAUAGCCUAUCAUGUUCCUCUCGUCACAAAAACGAAACAAUCCGCCCACAUCAAUACAUCAGCCGGCUGGAGGAAUGGAACGAUAGAAACCCUCUUCGUGACUGCCUUUCAAUUUUCAAAGAUCCCUCUAAACUUGCGUCGGAGGCACCUCACACUCUUCAGCUUAGACUUGCGGCCAUGGCAACAUAUGCAAUAUUAUCAAAUGAACAUUAUCGCCAGCCAGCCACCACAAGAGAAGCAGGUGCUUCACCCAUGGUAAUCCAUAAUUCUCUGGCGGAGAGUCAAAGAAUCCUACGCGACCCGGCUAUUAAGGCCACCAUGGUAAAUUGGACACAGGUUUUGCCAAUAGCCAGGAUCUUUCUUGAGAUGGUGCAAGCAAAUACAAAUCUCAUUACCAGCACAUUAGUUUCGGCUUCAUGGAAUCACCCAGUACUACGGCCUGGAGAGUCUAUGCAAUCCGAAAGCAUUCCUCCUCAGAUAUUGAACGAUUCUUUAGCUAUGGACGAACAAUUACUCGUACCCACAAUGGCUAUUCCAGGUAGCAAUGUAUUUGGUGGUGUCAAUGAUGAGAAAUCCUUUUCAGCGAAAGACCAAACCUUCCAAGCGGUCCGAGCCGCACAGACCAUUGGAAUGUCCCCUUCGACAAACAAAAUGAGUUCGCCCAAUACGUCGAAUGAGCCAAACAAGUCAAAGAGCCCACUAGGCUCAAUCGUAACGCCCCCACUCUCCAGUCAAACAAUCAGCCAAAUCCAAGUAGGCGGGAUAGGUAUGGAAAAUCAGCUCGCAGUUUCCAACACAUCAUUGUCCGAAACGAGUGACCAGAACGGCCUGUUCAAUCAACUUAGUCUAUUGGACCGGGCGGAUUGGCCAGUCUUCUCAGAAGAUUUCAUGGAACAUCUGGGUCUCUCUAGAGAUGGCUCAUUACUGGACUACCAUAAUAUAUUUGACCCUUCUUCACCCAGGUUUAUUUGA